This is a messenger RNA of Anastrepha obliqua, 1182 nucleotides long. It is a transcript of the gene U2af38, whose product is annotated as splicing factor U2af 38 kDa subunit. Gene Ontology annotation, molecular function: pre-mRNA 3'-splice site binding; metal ion binding. Lineage: Eukaryota; Metazoa; Arthropoda; Insecta; Diptera; Tephritidae. Bases 235 to 927 code for a protein of 230 amino acids. The record is from RefSeq and is a predicted model, not a curated record. Gene Ontology annotation, biological process: mRNA splicing, via spliceosome. Gene Ontology annotation, cellular component: spliceosomal complex; U2AF complex. The transcript has 3 exons.
CGAGACUGCCACCAGUAAUAUUGACAGUUGUCAAAAGCCAAAAAGCGGCAUUAGAAAAAUUGUAUUUUUAUCAUAAUUUCAAGUUGGUUUUUUUAUUACAUUUCCUCCGGAAAUUUUUAAAGUUUCUGCUAAGCUGUUGGCAAAUUUGAAUAUACGAUAAGUUAUUGCCGAAAAUUGUGGGAAUUUGACAAGUGUAACUGAUUUAAAGCCGUUUUUGCGUAGGGCGACAAAAGCAUGGCUGAGUAUUUGGCGUCCAUUUUCGGCACCGAGAAAGAUAAAGUAAACUGUUCGUUUUACUUUAAAAUUGGAGCAUGCCGUCAUGGGGACCGCUGCUCCCGUAUUCACAAUAAACCAACAUUUUCUCAGACAGUGCUGCUACAGAAUUUAUAUGUGAAUCCGCAAAAUUCAGCCAAAUCAGCAGAUGGCUCCCACUUGGUUGCUAAUGUAUCGGAUGAAGAAAUGCAAGAGCACUACGAUAACUUUUUUGAAGAUGUCUUUGUUGAAUGUGAGGAUAAGUAUGGGGAGAUUGAAGAGAUGAACGUGUGCGAUAAUUUGGGUGACCACCUAGUUGGAAAUGUGUACAUCAAAUUUCGUCACGAACAAGAUGCAGAAAAGGCGGCGAAUGAUUUGAAUAAUCGCUGGUUUGGUGGUCGUCCGGUAUACUCGGAAUUGUCGCCGGUUACUGACUUUCGUGAAGCCUGCUGCCGUCAAUACGAAAUGGGUGAAUGCACCAGGUCUGGAUUUUGCAAUUUCAUGCACUUGAAACCAAUUUCCAGAGAGUUACGGAGAUACUUGUACUCCAGACGUCGACGAUCACGUUCUCGUUCCCGCUCACCACGUCGUCGCCGCUCUCGAUCCCGUGAACGUCGCCGUUCCCGUAGUCGUGAGGGUCGCGGCGCUGGUGAUGGCCGUAAAGGACGCUACUGAUUUGAUAAUAUUAAUACUUAUUUGAUAUAUAUUGAUGUUCCAACAAUUUUAAAGGCAAUUGAAAUAAGAAUUUUUCAAUUUAUUUCCAAUUCGUAAAAAAGAAUUCUCUUGACAAUAUAUAUAAUUUGCUGGUUAUAGAUCGUGAUUCAAUUAUAGAAUUGAAUUAUGGUUAUACAUAAACAACCCCAACUGGCAACUUAGAACUCUUGUAAGAAAUUUAAACCCUUCUAAUAAAAAAAUAAUUAACUAGAACUA